Messenger RNA from Kickxella alabastrina, 2280 nucleotides. RefSeq lists its product as uncharacterized. Gene Ontology annotation, molecular function: metal ion binding; ubiquitin protein ligase activity. The coding region runs from base 1 to 2280 and encodes 759 amino acids. NCBI's taxonomy places the organism in Eukaryota, Fungi, Kickxellomycota, Kickxellomycetes, Kickxellales, Kickxellaceae. Gene Ontology annotation, biological process: protein ubiquitination. The record is from RefSeq and is a predicted model, not a curated record. The transcript has 5 exons.
AUGGCUUUGCAUGUUGCUGUUACGCAGCCCGAGGAUAUGGAGGCAGACGCUGAGGACGAAGAGCAUGAGACAGAUUCUCAAUCAGCAGUGCGCACGCCGAGCGAAAACCGGCCAGUGGCUCUCGGCUGUGGCCAUACCUACCACAAGGUAUGUAUCGAGACAUGGUUUAAUGGUUCAAGCAUGGAAUACUGCCCAGUUUGCCACAAAUUGCACAUUGGCCAGGUACUACCCCUGUUCAUCGACCCAGAGGAUGUCCAGGUGUCCGCGAAACCGCAGCAGCAGCCUGCGGUUGCCUCGAGCAGCAGAAGCAACACAAACAGUGGCAUUGUUGGCGGCGCUCAAAUGAUCCACACACGCCACCAGUUUUCGCGCAACAACACCAGCAGCUAUGGCGGUCUGGAUGCUGUUUUUGACGAAAUGUCGCUGAACAAGCACCAACCCACAGCUGACUCUUACAACGGCGACUAUUCAUACAUAAUGGCGGUGCAGCUCGACCAAAUCGACGUAUUGAAUAGCGAAAACGCCGAGUUGGAGAGAGAAAUGGAAGAGUUGAGGGAGGAGCUGUACGACAACUUGUAUGAAAAGGACCGCCAUAUGAGUCGAAUGGCGGACAACCAUCGUAUGGAUAUUGAUGCCAUGGAUGCCCUGCUUAACAUUGAGAAAGCCAAGAAUGAGUCGCUGGAAGAGGAGAUUGCAAGGCUUAAAGCUUCGGCAUCGAAGCAUAAGGCUCACAUCGGGGCUCUGCAGAGAACACUGAAUAGGGAGAGAAACAGCUACGACAGAGACUGCCAAUACUGCUACAUUAACGCAUACCCAUGCCUGGGCACAGUUGUAGACCCCAUGGCCUCCAACGGCCUCUCCCCACGUCUGCUAACAUUAUCCAAAUGCGGCCACCGCUUCCACGAAGGCUGCAUCACAAAGUACCGCUGCCAAAUCUACGGCGGAGGCAACUGUCCAUCAUGCGAGGGCAGGGGAUAUAAGGAACCGCCCACCGUUGGCGUGCCCGCCCAUAUGGCCGCUCAACUAGGCGCCAAGCGGCCUGCCAAGCAGCCGGCCGCCAACAAAACAUGCCAAUCCCCAGCCAAGGCUAACCAGAGUAAAACCAACAACAAAAACGGCGGCAGCAGCAAAAAGAAACAACCCCCAGUAUCGUAUAUUGUUCCUAGUCUUUUUGUGGGAAACGAGCCUUCUUCUUCGUCCAAGCGUAUUCCCGAACAACAACAACAACAACAACAACAGCUCACUGUUCAGCUUGGCGGUCUAACCAUUGAUGUGGACGAGAGCGAGGACGACGAAUACUUUGUGUCCGGCACUACUUGGCACAACAAACACGGCAACCCCUUAAUGUCUAAAACCAGCGAAACGAGCACCCCUAAAGUACUCCAGGACGUGGUUACGAAGCUGAAGCUUCAAAUUAAGGAGUCGCAGAUUAGGGAAUUGGCUGUGGCCAAGAAUCACCGUAUUGUACUAAGGGGUAUUGUUGACGAGUAUCAGGAGAGAUUAGAUGCUGCGGAGAAAAAUUUGGAGGAAAAAACUAGGUUGUUGGCGGAGACUGGGGUAAGACUGGCUGAGAGAGAGCAGGAACUGGAUAAUGCUUAUGUGUCUUUGGAUGAGAGUAAGGCGGAGACCAGCCGCUUGAGCAUUUUGUCUGACAGACAUAAGGACCAUAUUAACUCAUUGCAGAGGCUGGUGGAUGCGCAAGGGGGUGGCGGAGACAUUGAAAUCGGUAACCGCCCAGCUGCGCUUUUGUGCGGCCACGUAUACCACAAGGACUAUCUAGACGAAGACGACAUCACCUGUGUGUUUCCCGAAUCCUCACCCAAGAACAGACAAAAAGACGGUUUUGAAACUGUCUAUGGCGAGCGAGGCGCCAAUAACCCAUUGGUCUUGGAAAUGGACAGACUGGCGGUUGAGUUUCGCCGGGCCGCUAACGAUAAUAUUGAAAUUGGAGAGGAGGCGCAAAUGAUGGCUGUGCAACAAAUUAGCAUGAUCACUUUGGAAAUGGAAAAUCAAUCGCGUAAACUGCAAGAGGCAACGCGAAAGAUCGAGCUACUCGUGCGUAGAACUGAUCAGCUGAAUGCGUCGUUGGGGGAGAAAAGGCUUUUGGUGGAGGAUUUGGAGCUAGAUCUGGAGAUCAAAUCGGAGUACAUCAUGGGUCUUAAAAUUCGCACUUGCACUGAUGCCAAAAUCAACACUGAUGGGGUUGGCUUUUUGUUUUUUGAAGAGUCUGGGUUUGGUGCGGACUCUAACAAUGAAGAGGACUCGAUUAGGCGUUUUUGA